GGUGCUCCCAGCCCCGAGUUGUGCAAUCCUUUGUAGCACGCCAGAGUCGUCCUGCGCGGUUGCCUCUCGCCCUCUCUCCUUUUUUUUUUUUUUCAAGCUGUGAGCUCAACCGAUGAGUCAGAGCAGUGCAAUCCUGACACUGCAUCGCAGGACUGGGGGUGACACCGAGGGAGGGAGAGCGAGCGCGAGGCGGACACCACCAGCUCGGGGUGCACCGCGGCGCCGGCGCCACGAGCGGGGGGUGACAGCACGCGCGUCCCGCCCGGGCCCUGCCAGCAAAACUUCCCAACCUGGGGAGGCGCGGGCUGGCGGAAGCCCUGAGAGCGCCGCGGGGAGGCGACGGCGCCUGUUUGUUUUUAAAAUCGGGGAGUGCGUGCAAGCGGCUGGAGUCUGGCAGGCGACCGAAGGCGGCAGCUCGCAGCGGAAGGGGGACCGCCGAGGCCGGAGCUGCGGCCGUAGCGAGGCUUCCGGGCCCUGAGGCAUCAUGAAGCGGGAAGAGUAGCCGAGCCCAAGAGCCUCUCCACCAAGAGGAAAGGAAGGACCAGCCCUUCUGUCUUCCGGGCCGACGGCACCACCCCGCAUUUGCCUUCAUUCCCACUGACUCCUGGACUUGAGCGGGCCCCAGCAGGACCUCCCCCCUCGCAGGGGAUGGACAGCCAGUGACUUAGGUCUCACUGCCAGGGCCCUGUUGGCCACACCAUGAACCUCCAGGCCCAGCCUAAGGCUCAGACUAAGCGGAAGCGUUGCCACUUUGGGGACCAGGAUCCAGCUCCCAAGGAGCAGCCCCCACACCUGCAGGCCCCCCCACAGCCGCCGGCCCCUCCACAGUCCUCUAGAGUGAAAGAGGAGUCUUACUUUGGGCACGAGGGUCCAGCAGGGGCCACCUCCGCCUCCCAGCCUGUGGAACUGCCCCCUUCCAACAGCCUGGCCCUGCUGAACUCUGUGGUGUAUGGGUCUGAGCGGACCACGGCGGCCAUGCUGUCCCAGCAGGUAGGCUCGGUCAAGUGGCCCAACUCCGUGAUGGCUCCAGGGCGGGGGCCGGAGCGUGGAGGGGCUGGAGGCGUGAGUGACAGCAGCUGGCAGCAGCAGCCGGGCCAGCCGCCACCCCACUCUGCGUGGAACCGCCAUGGCCUGCCCCUCUACAGCGGACCCAAGGGGAGCCCUCAUCCUGGCAUGGGGGUCUCUACCUACUAUAACCACCCUGAGACACUGAAGCGGGAGAAGGGAGGGGGGCCGCAGCUUGACCGCUACGGAAACGCAGUGCACCCCAUGAUGCCACAGAAGCUGCAGCUGGAUGUAGGGCAGCCCCAGGCGCCCCUGAACUCGUUCCACGUGGCCAAGAAGCCCCCCAACCAGACCCUACCCCUUCAACCUUUCCAGCUGGCAUUUGGCCAUCAAAUGAACCGGCAGGUCUUCCGGCAAGGCCCACCGCCUGCCAACCCCGUCGCGGGCUUUGCACCACAGAAGCAGCAGCAGCAGCAGCAGCAGCAGCAGCAGCAGCAGCAGCAGCAGCAGCAGGCGGCAGCCCUGCCCCAAAUGCCGCUCUUUGAGAACUUCUACUCUAUGCAGCAGCCACCCUCGCAGCAGGCCCAGGACUUUGGCCUACAGCCAGCCGGGCCACUGGGGCAGCCCCACCUGACUCACCACAGCAUGGCACCCUACCCUUUCCCUCCCAACCCUGACAUGAACCCAGAACUGCGCAAGGCCCUCCUGCAGGAGUCGGCCACACAGCCUGUGCUACCUCAGGUCCAGAUCCCUUUCCCCCGCCGCUCUCGCCGCCUCUCUAAGGAGGGUGUCCUGCCGCCCACCACUCUGGAUGGGGCUGGCACCCAGUCUGGGCAGGAGCCCACCAGCAACCUGUUCCUACAUCACUGGCCCCCGCAGCAGCCACCACCUGGCACCCUGGGGCAGCCUCAUGCUGAAGCUCUGGGAUUUCCAAUGGAGCUCAGGGAGUCGCAGUUGCUGUCCGACGGGGAGAGGCUGGCACCCAACGGCCGAGAGCGGGAGGCUGCUCCCAUGGGCAGUGAGGAGGCCAUACGGGCAGUGGGCACAGGGGACUGCGGGCAGGUGCUACGUGGUGGGGUGAUCCAGAGCACACGGCGGAGGCGUCGGGUGUCCCAGGAGGCCAAUUUGCUGACCCUGGCCCAGAAGGCAGUGGAGCUGGCCUCGCUGCAGAAUGCAAAGGAUGCCAAUGGCUCUGAGGAGAAGCGGAAAAGUGUAUUGGCCUCUACUACCAAGUGCGGGGUGGAGUUUUCUGAGCCUCCCUUAGCGGCCAAGCGAGCGCGAGAGGACGGCGGGAUGGCGCCCCUCAUCAUCCCGGUGUCUGUGCCUGUGCGGACUGCGGACCCCACCGAGGCAGCCCAAGCUGGAGGUGUUGACGAGGACGGGAAGGGCCCAGAACAGAACCCCACUGAGCAUAAGCCGUCCGUCAUUGUCACCCGCAGGCGGUCCACUCGGAUCCCCGGGACUGAUGCCCCAGCCCAGGCUGCAGACAUGACCGUCAAGCUGGAGGAGGAGCCCGCGGUGCGGAAACCAAAGCAGCGGCCUCGGCCGGAGCCCCUGAUCAUCCCCACCAAGGCGGGCACUUUCAUCGCCCCUCCCGUCUAUUCCAACAUCACUCCAUACCAGAGCCAUCUGCGUUCUCCCGUCCGCCUGGCCGACCACCCCUCGGAGCGGAGCUUUGAACUGCCCCCCUACACGCCACCCCCCAUCCUCAGCCCCGUGCGAGAAGGCUCCGGCCUCUAUUUCAAUGCCAUCAUGUCGACUAGCAGCAUCCCAGCCCCGCCUCCCAUCACGCCAAAGAGUGCCCAUCGCACCCUGCUCCGCUCCAAUAGUGCUGAAGUCACACCGCCUGUCCUCUCUGUGAUGGGAGAGGCCACCCCAGUGAGCAUCGAGCCACGUAUCAAUGUGGGCUCCCGGUUCCAAGCUGAAAUCCCCUCGAUGAGGGACCGUGCCCUGGCAGCAGCAGACCCCCACAAAGCAGACUUGGUGUGGCAGCCAUGGGAGGACCUGGAGAGCAGCCGGGAGAAGCAGAGGCAAGUGGAAGACCUGCUGACAGCCGCCUGCUCCAGCAUUUUCCCUGGAGCUGGCACCAACCAGGAGCUGGCCCUGCACUGUCUCCAUGAGUCCAGGGGAGACAUCCUGGAAGCGCUGAGUAAGCUGCUACUGAAGAAGCCUCUUCGGCCCCACAACCACCCACUGGCAACUUAUCACUACACAGGCUCUGACCAGUGGAAGAUGACUGAGAGGAAGCUGUUUAACAAGGGCAUCGCCAUCUACAAAAAGGAUUUCUUCCUGGUGCAGAAGCUGAUCCAGACCAAGACCGUGGCCCAGUGCGUGGAGUUCUACUACACCUACAAGAAGCAGGUGAAAAUUGGCCGCAACGGGACUCUAACCUUCGGGGACGUGGAUAUAAGUGAUGAGAAGUCGGCCCAGGAAGAGGUUGAAGUGGACCUUAAGACUUCUCAGAAGUUCCCAAGGGUGCCUCCUCCCAGAAGAGAGUCCCCAAGUGAAGAGAGACUGGAGCCUAAGAGGGAAGUAAAGGAGACCAGGAAGGAGGGGGAGGAGGAGGUACCAGAGACCCAGGAGAAGGGGGAGCAGGAAGAGGGGCGAGAGCGAAGCCGGCGGGCAGCGGCUGUCAAAGCCACACAGACACUACAGGCCAAUGAGUCGGCCAAUGACAUCCUCAUCCUCCGAAGCCACGAGCCCAACGCCCCUGGGUCUGCUGGUGGCCAGGCCCUAGAGAAGCCAAGGGAGGGUGCAGGGAAGUCAAGAAGGGCACUACCUUUUUCGGAGAAGAAGAAGAAAGCGGAGACAUUUAACAAGACGCAGAAUCAGGAGAACACUUUCCCUUGUAAAAAAUGUGGCAGGGUGUUUUACAAGGUGAAGAGUCGCAGCGCCCACAUGAAAAGCCAUGCAGAGCAGGAGAAGAAGGCCGCAGCCUUAAGGCAGAAGGAGAAAGAGGCCGCAGCCGCUGCAGCCACCGCAGCCGCCGCCUCCCCCCACCAGCCGGCGCUGCGGGAGGAGAGCGGCGCGGGCGAGAGGGGCUGACCCAGGGCACUGGAGGGCUCCACGGAGGCCCGGGCCGCCCUGCUCCCUGGACUCCCGGCCCUUCCUGCACCAGCCAGCCAAGCGCCUGCUACACCCUGAAAACUCGAGAAGGAGCAAGGAGAGAUCACGUGGACUUUUCUCUAAGAAACAAAUAAGACAAUAAAAUAAAAGGCUUUUUUAUUUAUAAAGGCCCCAGGAGCAGUGUUCAGGGCUGCAGGAUCCACUUCUCUUUGCAUUCAGUCUGUUGGAAGUUGUCCUCAUGCUUUCUUGGAGCUGUGAGCGUCCCUGCUCACCGGGGCGCCCUCCCCAGGGGCUCCAGCCACCGCCAUUGCUGCCUCUCAAGGGGAAUCUGCACCCCGCUCCUCCCCUUUCUGUUCCUCCUCUGCUCCCUGGUCACCAUGGCGAGCCAAGCACAAGCUCACCCUCCUUUGCAGUUAUUCCCCUCCUGAAAACCUCAACUGCCCCAAGCCCAGGAAGAGGGGCCCUGCUGGAGGGAGCAUGGUGGCCAUCUCUGAGCGGCAUCUGCCUGGCCCCUGUGCUGUCCACUGCACAACCAUGGCCGUGCCUCGCUGCUCCGGUGACCCUGCACUCAGACAGGCCACCUCCUUCCGGGAGGGAGGCUACCAGAAUGCCUGGAAGGAGAGACACCAGGCAGACAGGUACCUACCCCUUUGCUGCUUGUGAGCAGCCCUGCUGGGGCUGGAAGGUUUUCUCAAAUAUUUGGGGAAGGGACCAAUGUUUCCACUCAAGCUCUCAGCCCCCUGGAAGGCAGAGAACUGCUCAGAGGAUGGAAGCCCCACGACGAGGCCUAGGGAGCUUGACUCUUGCUUCCCACCUUUUUGCCAAGUACCUUUAUGUCCUGAGGGCUGUUAAGAGCUUAGCCAAGGCCCAGCCUGUCCUUGGUGCAAGUCCCCUGCCUGCCGCCUGUCCUGCUCUCAGCAGCCACAACCUAACCCCACCCUACCUGGUCCAGUGCCGAUACCCACAGCUGAGCCCCCAGUUCUGUGUGCUGGACAUUUCUGGAUCCUUCCCUGGGAGGGGGAAGUCUCCUAACCAAAUUGGACAGGAGCCUUCGUUCCUUGAUUUGUGUCAUUUGGGAGCUAUUUAUUUAUUCUUAAUAUUUAAUUUUUAACAUCCUCUCAGGGACCAGGGGCCUCCCGCUUUCUAGAGGCCCAAGUGCAUUUAUCCCCAAACAAGGCACCUUCUUGACAUCCACCCUCUUCCACCGCCACUCCCAAGGCUCUAAGGUCCCUCUUGCCUCAUGGCUCUGGAAGCUCGUGUCAUUAGGAAUAAUAGUAGCAGUGAAGAGGGUGGGAAGGUGGAGGGUGUCAACAGAGCCGUGCAGAGACGAGCAGGAGCAAGGGAGAUCAGAGGCAGGUCUUAGGCUUUCUCUUCUCUGUGCUUUGUAUUUGCCUGAAGGGAUUAGAAGCCAGAUUUCUGGGUUUGUUUCUGACUCGAUGAAGCCAUAUUUAGUGUGGAGUCAAUAAAGUGGAAUGGCUGGAAGGUUCUGGAGGCCCCUUCAUUGGCCAGUCCCAGAGGAGCGCUGACUUUUCUGAUAUUGUUAUUGGACUCUAGUGUACAAAAGAAGUGAAUGGAAGUAUAGUGCAUGCAAGGUGUUAGGAAGGAGCCAAGAAAGCAUUCAUUCUGCUUUUCCUUAUAUGAUGGUCAGAACACGUCGGCCGUAGGGGUUGGGAGGGAGUGUGUUUCUAAACUGUGGACUGGCAGGUAUUUUUCAGCGUUCAUUUAUGCUUUAAUAUAGUUCAACAGGACCCCAGCUAUGGGAGCAGCAAAUUUCUUUUCCACUGGACUCCUGGACCACCACCUAGAUCUCCAACUUCCCAGUUAUUUUUCCUCCACAUGCUUUUACGAGCUCAGUGUUCCAAGAUAGCAAAAAUACGAUCUACCCUCCAGAAGCAGGAGGGCAGCACAUUUAGGCUGUCUUCUGAAUCACUUGUGUAAUAGUGCCUUUGCAGCUUAGCCCCAAGUGCUACUUAUGUUUCCCAAGGUUUUUUCUGUUUAAACCUCAUUUGCUUUCUGACCCCUUGAUGGACAUGUGAUAACAGGAACCUCCUUCAUCUUAGUUCUCUUCCAAGCUCAUGGAGAAGAGACCAGGUGAAUGUAGGCAGAAUGUAGGUACCUCCCAACUCAUCUGACCAGAUGCUGUAUUUUUAGAAGUGUCCAUGUUUGAGGAUGGGUUUACAUCUAGAAUUGAAGAUGAGAGUGAAGAUACUCCCACAGAUGCACGUGUGGCCAAGUGACCUGCCACUAAAGUAGCUGCAACCACAGAAGUGGGCAUAGGUAUAUCCUUACGGUGCUUUCUUCCUGUGAUCACAGUAGGCUUGUAGGCUUUUUUCUUUUUCUAUUCAAAGCUCUUUGCUUUAAGAAGUUAAAUGACAAACACCUCCGGCUUUAUAAUGUCCACCCCACACCAUCUCUCCUCUCCCAGCCGCCAUGUGUACUCAGCUAAGGGCAUGAAACUACCCUAGUGCCUGUGUGCCAGACCAUUUCGGAGGUCUCUUACCCACACAAGGAGACAGUACUUGAGCACUGUCUUCCAUGCCUUCAACAGUUCCCCAUCAAGCUAAGGUACAUGCCCAUCUUCCUGCCACCCAGCUCCACCUCUGUCACGGAGGACUUGUGCUGCUUAAGUUUAAAGGAGUCCCCUAUGUUUAACUGCCUCAGUGACCUAACUCUUCUCGUUUGCCUGAUGUUGAGAUGAAGGAGGGAUACAACUCAUACUCAAGCCUCCAAUGUUUAAAUGUUUUCGCUGGGGCUCAUUUUUCAUGGAUGGUAUUUAUUACCAGACUGGCAGGCCUAACUCUAGGUUUACAGGAAGUAUGCAUAUUUUUAUAAAACAAUUGUAUGUCCUCCCCAUAUUUUGCUGUUAACAUUUGCCUCUAAGGAUUUGCAGCGGUUUUUCACCUUUUCCUCAUUUCUAAGUUGAAGGCCUUGUUGGAGGGGACAGCACAGGAACAGCCUUGACAGUCUGUAAUUAUUGUACAAAUAUUUUAAUAGCAUAUAAAUAAGUAUAUUCCUUUUAUUUUGAAAAAAAAAAGAUCAGACACUGCCUUUUGUGUGUUUGCUGCCUGUGGCACCCUUUUUUAAUGACUGUUACAUAUUAGUGUACAUAUAUAUAAAUAUUACCUCUUUUGCUGUACAGUUGUGAUAGACCAGACUGAAGAUUUUAUUUUUUGUGUGCUUUUUAUAAAAAAAAAAUUAAUACACUAAAGAAAAUCUUGCUGAUGUGAUUGUAAUGUACCUAUGUAACUUAUUUACUUUUGGAUGUUCUUCUGUAUCUUUAAACCUUUUAUUAAAUAAGGUUUUAAAAAUUCA
Messenger RNA from Condylura cristata (star-nosed mole), 7383 nucleotides. It is a transcript of the gene MIDEAS, whose product is annotated as ELM2 and Myb/SANT-like domain containing 1. Bases 700 to 4050 code for a protein of 1116 amino acids. Lineage: Eukaryota; Metazoa; Chordata; Mammalia; Eulipotyphla; Talpidae. Gene Ontology annotation, cellular component: transcription regulator complex; histone deacetylase complex. The transcript has 13 exons. Gene Ontology annotation, molecular function: transcription corepressor activity. Gene Ontology annotation, biological process: negative regulation of DNA-templated transcription; regulation of transcription by RNA polymerase II. The record is from RefSeq and is a predicted model, not a curated record.